Molecule: messenger RNA, 2811 nt
Organism: Rhinolophus ferrumequinum (greater horseshoe bat)
Lineage: Eukaryota; Metazoa; Chordata; Mammalia; Chiroptera; Rhinolophidae
Gene: TREX2
Product: three prime repair exonuclease 2
Exons: 2
Coding region: 1686-2396 (236 amino acids)
Biological process (GO): DNA catabolic process
Cellular component (GO): cytoplasm
Molecular function (GO): nucleic acid binding; 3'-5'-DNA exonuclease activity
Source: RefSeq, a predicted model, not a curated record
CACACCACGGGAGCUGCACUACCAGCUCCCGUUGCUUUGCUCUUCCCUGUGACACUGCCUAGUUAAGCUUGGCAAUGCCAAGCGCUGGAAGUCUCCACGUCACCGUGACACCGGGCCGCCUCCAACCGGAGCCUGCCUCCGCCCCCUGCCACCUGGCCCGUGACUGGCCUCAGGGUCCCAUGUGAGGACUCCUUGAAGCCCCUCCACCUGCUCCCUGGAAGCCACAGCACCUGGGGUCUGGUUGUGCCAGGCCCAGCCCAUGUUCCCUCCUCCUUCCUCCCCAGGGCACCCAGUACCGACCUGGGGAAUUCUUGCUAGUGGCCUGACUGGUUGUCCAGGAAGCUGCUCUCUGGGCUUCUCAGGGUGACCCAGUAUCUUCCUGAGAAGUGUGUCUGUCACAGCCACCUCCCUCUCUUUGAGCACGGGAACAGGCACAACUGGUGGGGCCCUCACCUCCCUCAGCCCAGUGUGAGGCGUAAAGGGGAUCAAGGAGGGGCAACGUCUAAACAGCCGGGAGGCCCACCCUGUCUGCCAGCCUCCCUCGCGCCCCCUCUGCCCUGCUCCCUGCAGCUGCACUGCUUCCCCAAGUCCUCUGUGAGUGAGUGCUCCACACAGGAGGCUCCAUCCUGCCCAGGCUGCCUGGGGCACCCCCAGAUGGCUGCAGUGGGGGGUGGGAGGACAGGCAGAUCCAUGAUCACCAUUGCCCAGGCAUGCCAACAACUUGACAGGCCAAGUGCUGGCAUGUCUUGCUCUAGAAUGACAUUCUCGGAUGGUGUCACCUGCUUCCCGGACCAGGGAUGGCCUCGCUUCCCUCCCAUCUUCACUGAGCCUGGGGUCAGAGGUGCUGGGCUUCACCCCUGCUCCCGUAGUCCCGGAGCUGUGGGUGCCUCUGGGGCAGUCCUGUACUCCUGCCCCUCACGUUGCUCGUCCUUCAGAGGGAAAGGUCGGCUCAGCUGAAGUCCAUACGGCUCGCCGGGCCAGGCCUCGUGCCUCCCUGCCUCCAACCCAGAAGCCUCUGCUAAAGCUUCCUUAGACACUGUGGAUCAUUGUACCCUUGAGGCAGACACCAUUUCCUCUUCCUGGUGGGAGAUGAGCCUGAAAGCUGGGUGAGCCACCCCUGGUCACUGAGGUGGUGCUAAGGCCCCACCCUGAGUGCACCCUUCCCCUGUGUGGCCGAGCAUGGUGUGUGCAGGGACCUCUUUCCCACCCUGAGCUCACUUUACCCUCAUGAGGGGCAGCCAAGUCCCCUGUGACAGAAGGGGAACUGCGCCCUGGAGAAGGGGCCUCAUGCCUUUGUGGAUGUUGAACCCAGGUCGGCCAGGCCCGGCUGCUGUGGCCUGGCCAGGUCAGACGUGGAGGCAGGGCUGGGUGGAAGGCUCUGGCUUCCUCCUGUGCUUGUGAUGACAAGUCCUCAGCCCACGGCCAGUCGGGUGCCUGCUUUCCAAUCUGUAAGCACGGGGCGUGUGUCCCGGUGGCUGUGAGUGAGCAAGGGGGUGGUGAGCCGGCCGCACAGGUCCUGCGGCCUCAGGCCUCCUUGUUGCCCAACAGGCGGCAGGGGGUGGGCCAUGGCUGCUGAUUAAAGGACGCCUGGAGCAGCCUGUGCUGAGACAGGUGUCCAGCAGCCCAGGAAGCCAGCCAGCACCCGCCCCAGCUUUAGGCAUCACUGUCCCUGUGUGAAGAUCACCAUGUCUGAGGUGCCCCGGGCUAAGACCUUUGUCUUCCUGGACCUGGAAGCCACUGGACUCCCCAGUGUGGACCCUGAGAUUGCUGAGAUCUCCCUGUUUGCCGUCCACCGCUCCUCCCUGGAGAGUCCAGAGCGUGACGAGGCUGGCACCCCUGUGCUGCCUCGGGUUCUGGACAAGCUCACGCUCUGCAUAUGCCCGGAGCGCCCCUUUACUGCCAAGGCCAGUGAGAUCACCGGGCUGAGCAGCGAGGGCCUGGCACAGUGCCAGAAGGCCAACUUCGACGAUGCUGUGGUGCGGACGCUCCAGGCCUUCCUGAGCCGCCAAGAGGGCCCCAUCUGCCUUGUGGCCCACAAUGGUUUUGAUUACGACUUCCCGCUGCUGUGCACGGAGCUGCGGCGCCUAGGUGCCCACCUGCCCCGGGACACCACCUGCCUGGAUACGCUGCCAGCACUGCGGGGCCUGGACCGUGCCCACAGCCACGGAACCCGGGCCCAGGGCUGCAAGGGUUACAGCCUGGGGAGCCUCUUCCGCCGCUACUUCCAGGCGGAGCCCAGUGCGGCCCACUCUGCGGAGGGUGAUGUGCACACCCUGCUCAUGGUCUUCCUGCACCGGGCUGCUGAGCUGCUCUCCUGGGCUGAUGAGCAGGCCCGCAGCUGGGCCCACAUCGAGCCCAUGUACGUGCCUCCCGACGGCCCCAGCCUUGAUGUCUGAGUGCCAGGGGCUUGGUGACACGGACACCCAGGGGGACGAGGCCCACUUCCUGAGCCCUGGGCAACGCCAGCCUUGACCAUUUUGCUGGGCUCUGAGGCCUGGAGCAGGCACCGGACCAGUGGCUCGCUGCGUCUCCCCCAUCCUGUUACUCGGGCAUCCUGUUAGCCGUGCACCUGCCAGGCCUUCCCCGGCCCUGGCCCACUUCGCCCCACAGCCUCACCCCUGGCCCGUGCCCCCCUGCAGUUUGCUGCUGCAGGCUCCCACCCCUCACGCUGUCUCGCAAUAAACAUCACCAACUGCUCACCAGCUGACUGUCCGGUCACCCACCACCCCCACGCCGUGCCCAGCGGGGCAGGUAGGGAACUCGGCGGGACCAGGGCAGAGCCCCUCAGGGUCACCCCCUUGUGGCCUAUCU